CCUGUUGUUAUUGUCUAUCGUUCUUAUCAGUUCAGUUUCUUCGUUUAAUUUUUGUUUGUUGCAAAAAUGGUUUAAAUUCGCAGUUUUUUGCUUUUUGAGCACUCAUUAGAGUAGGACAACAUGCCGCCCACGGAGACACUGCGUCCGGGAGAACGCGGAACAGCCGGUGGACCGGGAGCAGGAGCACCCGAACAAACGUACAUCGUCAGGCAGAGCAACAAAUACUAUGAACACCGAGAUUCCCAGGCCACGGCCAUGUCGGUUGAUUACUCAGGUCAGUGGGUGCUUCUCGCCGGCCGUGGUCACCUGGCUCUGCAGCGUUUGGGACAGGACGAUGGGUCUCUGCGACGACAUGAGAGGCAGUCGAAAUACGAGGUGUCUGUAGCGGAGUUUGCCAUAUGUCCCAGUCGCAAAGAGUACUGCGCCAUUGCGACUAGCCAGCACAUAGACAUCGUUCGCUGGGGUACUGCGGAACCGCACUACGAGAUGUCCUUGCGUGGACAUACUCGCACAGUGACCGACAUUGACUGGCACGGCAAGGAUCCGAAUCUGCUGGUCAGCUGCUCAAUAGACACCUUUUCUCAUAUUUGGGACUUAAGGGAGCCCAGGAAACCAGCGCUGUCCUUAAAUGCCGUGUGCAUGUCUGGUGCUACCCAAGUAGGUUUUAACCGCGUUUCGGGUAACCUUUUGGCUGCCGCCCAUGAUGGAGAUUUGCGCAUCUGGGACAUUCGCAAGGGUAGUUGCCCGACGCACUACAUCACAGCACAUUUAAAUAGAGUGCAUGGCAUCAAUUGGAGCCACAAAAGGGAGACCUGCUUGGCAACCGCCAGUCAGGAUGGAACGGUCAAGUACUUUGAUGUGUGUAAUCCUCGCAGGGCCGAGAAGAUCAUUACAACCAUGUCGCCCGUGUGGAGAGCAAGAUACACGCCUAUUGGCAACGGCCUGGUUAGCAUUGUGGUGCCACAUUUGGGACGCGGAGAGAAUAGUUUGCUGCUUUGGAGCAACAGCAAGCAAACAGACCCUAUUUGUUCCUUCGUGGGGCACACCGAUGUCAUUCUUGACUUUGCCUGGCGUCCAAAUCGUGAGAGUUCCAAUGAAAUAGAACUGGUCACUUGGUCCAGGGAUCGCACGCUGCGGGUGUGGAAGAUCGAUGAUAAUAUGCUAAAGCUUUGCGAACCGUCUGCGGAAGAAAUAGAAUCCCGUUUCGAGCCCGAUCUCAGUGAGUUAAGAGUGCCCACUCCUCCAGAAUUCCUGCAUCCACGAUCGAUUUUGGUUGCCGCAUCGUUGCCCAUAUCCACGGGUGACGGUGCUUGUAAUACCUUGCCCAUGGCUCGCUCCCCGAGCUUUGGAGGCGGCUACUAUCGCAGGGAGGAGCCCCACAUAGCCAGAUCUCUGACAGAUCAACCCACGUGUUCGCUGCACCACGAAUUCUCGCUGCUCAACACAAACAUGCCUCAUGUGGAGGUAGACACGCUAGAUGCCAUAAAGCGGUAUGCCUGCUUCAAGAUUUGCGCCGGUGGACACACUGUAAUUUUACAAGUGACUUUCACGACUUCGUAUCCAAGUCCUAGUGCUCCGCCGGACUUUCAGCUUUGCCAGGGAACCACUCUGUCCAGUGAGGUUAGUGGUGUUCUGCUAAAAGUGCUCCGUUGCAAUGCAUUACAACGGGUCAAGAAAUCCCGCACAUGCCUGGAACAAUGCCUACGUGCUCUAGUGGCGGCUAUGAAGAAAAAGGUGGCCGCUGUAGGCGGAGCGGAUCGCAGCCAACUGCUCCUGCAAUCCCCUCGGCUAGAAGGAGCUUUGUCAAGCACCCUGCACGAUGCCUGCAUUCCAUAUCCGCGGACGUCAGGGGUCCAUUUCAAUGCUAUUGGUAUGCUGACCACUUUCGCCCAGCCGGUGAAUAACAAAAGGCUAACCCUGCGGCAACACACAGCAUUGACUCCGCGGACUUUCUCAUCGAUUAAUGGUAGUGGAUUGCUGGGCAAUGUGAUGGCCACCGCCCAGCGGGAAGCUAACGCCUCAUUUUACCUCCAGGAGAGGAUGAUUUCGGGAAAACCGGGCAAGCAGCGGGCCAUCCGGCAGAUGAAUGGAAGUCCGGUGGUUCACGUAUACGACACAAGUAGCUUACUCCACAUUAGUCGGAGAAUGGCUCGGGAGUUCUCCCUCGAUAAGUGCAACAUAGCUGAAACGUGUCGUAAAAAUGGUGAGAUCUGUCGCCAACAUGGGCGCUUGGACUUGGUGCCCGUUUGGCUGUUGGCGGAACUGAUAGCCACACCCCAAGUUCCACAUGAAACACUCAACGAGCUUCUGUUCUACAAAGAUCCCUUCAAGAAAUCCCUGCUGGAAUCACUAAUAAUGCAUUAUGCUACCUCCGGUGACAUACAGACGGCUGUGCUGCUGGCCUGUUUGUUUGACAAAUGCCCCACGGGUGGCGGUGCCAUUAUGGAGAAGACAGUUCGACUUCCGCCGCAGCUUAACUCGCAAAUUUCACCGUAUCACACGGUCCUUCCGCUUGACAUCAAGUCAUCUUCUUCCUCGAACACCUGGCAGCAACUUAAGCAACUACGCAGCAACUCUUGGUCCGACUCCCUGGACUUGGAGAUUAAGCAAAUCCAGUCUGAUGCAUACGCUUGCUCAUUGAUUAGACGCACUAAGAUGCCACUGUUUGAUCAAUUUAAGCGCGCCUAUGCUGAAAUUUUAUUUGGCUGGCAGUUGCUUUCGAAGCGGGCAUUGAUCCUCAAGCAUACGCAGAAUACACCGCCUCCUAUCCAGGGUGUGGAAUUCGUUACCGAGUGCAGGAAGUGUGCCAAGCCCAAACGGACGCCCAAGUGCGAGCCCUGCAAGCGACCCGUACUCUUCUGCGUCCUCUGCCGUUUGCCUGUGAAAGGAGCAGCCAAUGCGUGUCUGGCUUGUGGCCAUGGCGGUCACAUCGAUCACAUGAUGCAGUGGUUUGAGAAACACAAGGUGUGUGCUACCUGUGGCUGCAAGUGCUUGGAGCGCACCUCAGAGCUGCUAGCCCUACUCAGCUGAUUCAGACCUUGAGUGUUGUGCAUUCCUUUCAGAGAUAAUCUUACUUAACUUUCUUUCGUCUGUGUGGAUAUCAAAAUAGUUAGGUGUGUUUUAGUCAUUAGGCGAACAAUUUUUGUACGAUUUGCAUACCAUUGAGAAAUAUAUGACCACUUACUAGCCAAGCUAAGGGUAAAAGCUUUAUGCAACUAUACACAUGACCAAAAUAAUGUGGUUAUGAUAAUUCAAAAAUAACUAUUUCUAGAUUUUUUCAAGUACAUACAUUUAUUCUUUUUUAUUAUCGAUUUUUGCUUUCUGUUUUUUUUAGCUUAAAUUCUACGAUUUACUUGUAGUUUUUGCAUUUGCAAUCUAAUAAUUUUUUUCGUUUUGUCCGUCAUAAUAAAGUUUGCUUUAGUUUUGAAAAUAAUUUUUAAAUAAGUUUCUACAGCUCCUAUUCUUGUUUUU
Messenger RNA from Drosophila mauritiana, 3471 nucleotides. RefSeq names its product GATOR complex protein Wdr59 (gene Wdr59). The coding region runs from base 121 to 3030 and encodes 969 amino acids. Gene Ontology annotation, molecular function: protein binding. The record is from RefSeq and is a predicted model, not a curated record. The transcript has 6 exons. NCBI's taxonomy places the organism in Eukaryota, Metazoa, Arthropoda, Insecta, Diptera, Drosophilidae.